Molecule: messenger RNA, 1050 nt
Organism: Malus domestica (apple)
Lineage: Eukaryota; Viridiplantae; Streptophyta; Magnoliopsida; Rosales; Rosaceae
Source: RefSeq, a predicted model, not a curated record
AUGUUGAUUGUUAAGAAGCCAAGGCUUGAAGACCCCCGCUUCAUCUUCCAGGAGAAGCAAACUAUUGGCGUGGCGGACGGAGUCGAUGCCCGUGCCGGUGACUACGCAAGGGAACAGAUGAUGCUGACGGAAGCUACUUUGAGUUUAUUAAUGUUGAAGUACGUAAACUACUAUGGUAUCAGCGACAACAAUAAUUGCUAUGGUCAAGAAAUGAAGACAAACCUGCAGGAUAUGGUUUGUGGGUCGGUUUAUCUACCCAAAGAUAACAAGUUAGGCGAAGACGCUCACUUCAUCUGCCCGGAUAAGCAGACUAUCGGCGUGGCGGACGGCGUCGGCGGUUGGGCCAAGAAAGGCAUCGACGCGGGUCGGUACGCAAGGGAACUCAUGAACAAUUCCUUUAUCGCCGUCCAUAAUCCGAAUAACAUCAACGUACAGAAAAGAAAAAGAAAGGUCGCGGAUAUGAUCGGAGCCGUUGAUCCAAGAAAAGUGUUGCAGGAAACUUAUUCUAAGACCAAGGAGAAAGGCUCGUCGACCGCUUGCAUCCUCAGCCUUAACAAAGAGAGCGGAGUCUUGCAUGCUGUGAACGUUGGAGACAGUGGGUUCUUGCUAUUUAGGAACAACAAGGUUGUGUACCAAUCUCCAACUCAACAACGCAGGUUCAACUGUCCAUAUCAGUUGGGGAAUGGCAUCAGCAGUGACCGCCCUGAUUCCGCUUGGGAGGAGUGCAUUCAGACAAUCCCCGGAGACAUCGUAGUGCUUGGGACUGAUGGCUUGCUGGACAACAUGUUUCCAAGUGAGAUUGAGAAGGUUCUCGUACAAGGUGGUUGUGGUGGUCGUGGUGGUGAUCAUGAUCUUGAUCUUGCUUGUGGCGCGUUGGCUUCGAGCAUCGCCAAUCUAGCUCUCUAUAACUCGUUUGAUAAGCAAAACCCUAGCCCUUUUCAGAAAACGCUAGAAAGGCUGGGUUCGAGCACAAAAGAGGCAAGAUCGACGACAUUACUGUUAUUGUUGCUCAAGUUGUGGCUUUGUAGUAGACUCGCUAGCAUUAGCUAA